CGGCACCGCAAUACCGCGAAACUCUGCGCACAGUGGUGCGCCGAUGCGUGGAGGAAACGCCACAAGCGCCCAGAAGACAUCCUCAGAGAGCAACAAGAACAAACGCGCACGAAACGAAGACAAGUAGUUAAGGAUCUUCAGAAAAUGUUCGAUUUAGCACGCGCAGAAAUUGAUAGAAUCCGCUUGGCGCGUUGGGAAGAGGAGCGGAAAAUGGAAGAUCAGCAAGCGUUGGAUCGUGCCAUCAAACAAUCCACCAUGCUCUUCGAGAAAAGGCGACUAGAGAUCCUGGGCGAGACUGCAAGCGACAUUGCUGAAUCCAGUGAAGGCGAAAAGGCCGAAACCGACCCCUCAUCCGAAUCAGGGGAUGAAAGCAACAUGUCGACCACUGAUCUUGAGUCGGAUUAUUCGGCAAUCGUUGAUGACGAUGAAGCUUUGACAGCAGAGGAACUUCAGUUGAAGUAUGCCAAUCUCCUUGGAGCAAAUAAUAUCUCAGACCGGGCGUCUGUUACCUCUACAGAUACAAAAUCGUCUGGAGGUAGUAAUACCUCGCAUCCUAAAUUUUGUGCCGAUGGCUCGCUGGGCUCUCCUACGAUGGUACCUGAGAACAUAAAGCUAGACAAAGUUGACCCAAUGCUUUUGGAUGAGAGUGAUCAAUCAACGGACAUGGAUGACGACAUGGGCGAUAGCGAUGAAGAUGAAGAUGAAGAUUCCGAAGCUUUUUCUGGAGAGGAGAGUGAUGAUGGACCUGGCCUGCUUGGGUUUUUCUCUUCCAAUGAUAUACGUCUCGCAAGUGACCGUUAUGGUAAACAUGCCGUUACUCAAGAUGUCGACUCUGCUUCAGAGGACGAGGAUGAGGACGAGGAUGAAGAGCCUGAAGAACCAGAUGAAGUCUCACUUGUUCCUAAUGGACCCACGAGUCGGGAAGAUAAACAUCGUGAUAUAAUCCAUGCAACUUCUCCCACUAUUGAUCAUUCUUCUGUUACCAACGGGUCACCCAAGCCUGAAACGGCUGCUGCGAAUGCUUCUGACGCCACUGGUCUAUUAGAAGACGAUUUGACUUCCAGGGAGCUCACUGUGGGCCUAGAGCGUCCCCAGUAUGAAGACCAUCAAACCACUGAAGGCACAGUCGUUGCGUCUGAUGAAGCCGGUGAUGACCAAUAUUCCAUCAACGUAAAUCAUGACAAACACGACGAUCGGCAAAGUGGUGAGGCGUCUAGCGAGGCCUCGCCGGGUACGCUUGCCACGAAGCCUUCUGAACCUGAGUCUAUCUCGUCUUAUGAAGCUCCGAUGGAGAAGCCACCGCCAAACGAAUCCCCGGCUGCUCCCGGAUUGAAGACACCAAUACCGCAAUUACUUCGCGGAACUCUGCGAGAAUAUCAGCACUUUGGGUUGGAUUGGCUGGCUGGCCUUUACACAAAUCACAUCAAUGGUAUCCUCGCGGAUGAGAUGGGUCUCGGUAAGACCAUACAGACAAUAGCCCUACUUGCGCACCUUGCUGUGGAGCAUCAUGUUUGGGGACCGCAUUUAGUUGUUGUUCCUACAAGUGUCAUCUUAAAUUGGGAAAUGGAGUUCAAGAAGUGGUGUCCCGGAUUCAAGAUAAUGGCAUACUACGGUACUCAAGAAGAGCGCAGACAGAAACGAAAGGGCUGGAUGGAUGAUACGAGCUGGAAUGUCUUGAUCACCUCGUAUCAGCUUGUACUUCAGGACCAACAAGUUCUCAAACGGAGGAAUUGGCAUUAUAUGAUCCUUGACGAAGCUCACAAUAUCAAAAAUUUCCGCUCUCAAAGAUGGCAGGCGCUCCUCACAUUCAAAACUAGAGCCAGGCUUUUACUUACAGGCACUCCUCUUCAGAACAAUUUGACAGAGCUAUGGUCUCUUCUGUUUUUCCUCAUGCCUUCUGACAGCGAUGGGACAGGAAUCGAGGGCUUUGCUGAUCUGCGAAACUUCUCUGAAUGGUUUCGACGCCCUGUAGAACAAAUCCUGGAACACGGCCGGGAAACGAUGGAUGAGGAGGCAAAGCAAGUUGUCACCAAACUCCAUACUGUCCUGCGGCCCUACAUUCUGCGACGACUCAAGGCGGACGUUGAAAAGCAGAUGCCAGCAAAAUACGAGCAUGUGGUCUACUGCAGGCUUUCCAAACGUCAAAGGUAUCUUUAUGACGGUUUUAUGUCCAGAGCUCAAACGAAGGAAACGCUUGCAUCUGGAAACUACUUAUCUAUCAUAAACUGUCUUAUGCAACUCCGCAAGGUCUGCAAUCACCCAGAUCUCUUUGAAACCCGACCCAUCUCUACAUCGUUUGCGAUGCCAAAGUCAGUGGUCACUGAAUAUGAGGUCUAUGAGCGUCUCAUCAGACGUCGACUUUUAUACGAGAAUCCACUUUCGAAGCUGGAUUUGGACUUUCUCAAUCUGGCCCCAAUUUCUCGAGAAAAUCUUUCGCGGAGACUGGCCGACGACAGCACAAAAAUCAUGGCCUAUGGCCCGUUUAAGGCGCUCCGUGAACGCCAGUAUAAUAGGACAAAUUGGGAAAUGGAAUUCGAUGGCUCUACAAUACAGUCCACGUUGGACUCCUUGGAGAACGUCAGCAGAAUAACGAGAAUGCAAGAGCUAGAGAGGUGUCUAUAUUUCGAAUCGAAGCGUCACGGCCGUCGACCCAUAUACGGCAGCACGCUUAUCGAAUUUCUUACGACUGAUAGCAAGCACCGGGCAGGCAACGCGCGUUCGCAGAAACGGUCACUGGCCGAUCAGUUGUCAAGUCAAUCGUCGGUUCUCGCCUCGAUGAUUUUGUCAAUUGAAGAAAGAUCUCGCAGCAUGGAUGGCUACAUUCAACGAUUCGCCUGCGUUACCCCGGCCGCGGUCGCUACUAGCGUAACUGAAGCUGCUCUUACUCCCAUCAAGAGUCGAUACUUUACGGAAGCACAGAGGGUUCCGCCUUAUGACCCGUUUCAUGAGGUGCAAAUGCGGCUUUCCAUUGCUUUUCCGGAUAGGCGGCUUUUGCAAUAUGACUGUGGAAAAUUGCAGAGACUCGACAAGCUGCUUCGGGACCUAAAGGCAGGCGGUCAUCGGGCAUUGAUUUUUACGCAGAUGACUAAGAUGCUCGAUAUCCUCGAACAGUUCCUCAAUAUUCAUGGGCAUCGAUACCUUCGACUUGAUGGGACUACCAGAGUGGAGCAACGACAACUGCUAACGGAUCGGUUCAAUAAUGACGAUCGCAUUUUGGCCUUUAUCCUGUCCACGCGAUCUGGUGGAUUGGGCAUCAAUCUCACGGGUGCAGAUACCGUUAUCUUCUAUGACCUGGACUGGAAUCCGGCGAUGGACAAACAGUGCCAGGACCGCUGCCACCGUAUCGGCCAGACACGAGAUGUCCAUAUCUAUCGGUUCGUCUCGGAGUAUACCAUAGAAUCGAACAUCCUGCGCAAAGCCAACCAAAAAAGGAUGCUUGACGACGUUGUGAUCCAAGAGGGCGAAUUCACCACAGAUUACUUCACCAAGCUAGACGUUCACGAUAUGAUUGAUGAGUGUGUCUUGGAAGAACAUGACGAGGCCAGCGCUGCAAUAGAUAGAGUACUCGAUACGAGAGGCGCCGGCGUGAGUCGCGUCUUUGAGCAAGCCGAAGACAAGGAAGACCGAGAUGCCGCCAAGAAUGCGCAAAGGGAACUCGAGCACGCAGAUGAUGGUGAUUUUGAGGAUCGGAGCGUUUCUUACGGCACGCCGGCCCGAAUCGGCCCAAGCCAAGCUGGUACGCCACUGGAGACUGGGCCUGACGAAGAAGACGCCCCUGGUGCACGUCUGAUUGCAUCACCUGAUGUUCACGGCGCGGACGACGAAGUUGAUGUGGAACCAGGACCUGGUCACAUCGACAAUUAUCUAUUACGAUUUAUGGAGUGGUUAACAAAAGACGAGCCGCUUGUGUUGCCAACCGACAAGAAUAAGAAGUCCAAAAAGGGCAAGGAGCACCGUGUCGGCAAAAGACGACGUUAAGUCACACAGUCUGGCCAGAAGGGGCAUGAACAACAUACAUUAUUUUGGUUUGCCACUUGAGUGAGUUUCGGCCCGCACAUGCAGCUCGCCCGCCGUUUUAAAUAUAUUAACAUGGUGCUUUGGAUGGAGUUGGGCUCUUUUAAUUCUUCUUAUUCUUUUUUGUUCCUUAUGAUCCCUUUGCCCACAUUUUCUCUUCUCUAUGUCUGUGUUAGUUUACAAUGUGUGUGCGUAUGUGUCUCUGUGUAUGUGUGUCUGUGUGUGUUCCAUUGGUAUACCUGGUCUGAGAGGGUUCCUGUGUUGUUGAUAACGUUGGCGCUUGAUGGGAAUUCAAAUUCAUAUGUAUAUAUAUACUUUUGUAUGUCUCUCUGCAUGCAAAGGAAGAAUUCGCUUAGCAUGUUAAUUAUUGGAUCUCUCACUUGGUCUAGAAUAGCUGUAUAGAUACACUGUAGUAGUUCUUGAAUCACACCAUCUGGACCAC
Molecule: messenger RNA, 4456 nt
Organism: Monascus purpureus
Lineage: Eukaryota; Fungi; Ascomycota; Eurotiomycetes; Eurotiales; Aspergillaceae
Source: the annotation of a GenBank genome assembly